AUUCUUACCCCAGGCUUGUAAGAGAUCAGGGAGUUGUGUGUCGGUCUAUUCGGGGGGACAAAAAAAAAAACGAGAAAGAGAGAUCUAAGACACCGCCAUGGACAACGGACACAGCAAAGAAGUGGCGGAAUGUCUCGCCUACUUCGGAGUCAACGAGAACUCUGGGCUCUCUCCAGAACAGGUGAAGAAGAACAUGGAAAAAUACGGACCCAACGAGCUCCCCGCUGAAGAAGGAAAGACAAUCUGGGAACUGGUUGCCGAGCAGUUUGAAGACUUGCUAGUCAGAAUCCUGCUUCUCGCAGCCUGCAUCUCCUUUGUCCUGGCCUUGUUUGAGGAAGGUGAGGAGACCGUCACCGCCUUCGUGGAACCCUUCGUCAUCCUUCUGAUCCUCAUCGCCAAUGCAAUUGUCGGGGUGUGGCAGGAGAGGAAUGCGGAGAGCGCUAUCGAGGCUCUGAAGGAGUACGAGCCGGAGAUUGGGAAAGUUUACCGAACGGACAGGAAGAGCGUGCAGAGAAUCAAAGCCAGGGAGAUCGUACCAGGAGACAUCGUGGAGGUGUCAGUUGGUGAUAAGGUCCCUGCUGAUAUCAGACUCACCAAUAUCAUCUCCACCACGCUGCGAGUGGACCAGUCCAUCCUGACCGGGGAGUCUGUGUCUGUGAUCAAGCACACUGACCCCGUCCCCGACCCCCGCGCCGUCAACCAGGACAAGAAGAACAUGCUGUUCUCUGGCACCAACAUCGCGGCUGGCAAGGCGAUUGGCGUGGCCGUGUCCACGGGUGUGAACACGGAGAUCGGUAAGAUCCGUGACCAGAUGGCGGCGACGGAGCAGGAGAAGACCCCCCUGCAGCAGAAGCUGGACGAGUUCGGAGAGCAGCUGUCCAAGGUCAUCUCCCUGAUCUGCGUGGCCGUGUGGCUCAUCAACAUCGGACACUUCAACGACCCGGUCCACGGGGGCUCCUGGAUCCGCGGUGCCGUGUACUACUUCAAGAUCGCCGUGGCACUGGCCGUCGCUGCCAUCCCCGAGGGUCUCCCCGCUGUCAUCACCACCUGCCUGGCUCUGGGUACGAGGCGCAUGGCGAAGAAGAACGCCAUCGUGAGGAGCCUGCCCUCGGUCGAGACCCUGGGCUGCACCUCGGUCAUCUGCUCCGACAAGACAGGAACCCUGACCACCAACCAGAUGUCUGUGUGCAAGAUGUUCAUCAUCGAUAAAGUUGAAGGCGACAUCUGCAGCCUGAAUGAGUUCAACAUCUCCGGCUCCAAAUACACUCCCGAGGGAGACGUGACCAAGAAUGACAAGCAGGUGAAAUCUGGUCAGUACGAUGGCCUGGUUGAAUUGGCUACAAUCUGCGCUCUGUGCAAUGACUCCUCCCUGGAUUACAACGAGGCGAAGGGUAUCUAUGAGAAGGUCGGUGAGGCCACAGAGACGGCUCUGUCCUGCCUGGUUGAGAAGAUGAACGUUUUCAGCACUGACGUCCGCAGCCUGUCCAAGGUGGAGCGAGCCAACGCCUGCUGCUCCGUGAUCAAGCAGCUGAUGAAGAAAGAGUUCACUCUGGAGUUCUCUCGGGACAGGAAGUCCAUGUCUGUGUACUGCUCCCCAGCCAAGGCGUCCCGCGCAGCCGUGGGGAACAAGAUGUUCAUCAAGGGUGCCCCCGAGGGCGUGAUUGACCGCUGUGCCUACGUCCGCGUCGGGACCACCCGCGUCCCCCUGACCGACCCCGUAAAGGAGAAGAUCAUGACCGUUAUCAAGGAGUGGGGGACGGGAAGAGACACCCUGCGUUGCCUCGCCCUCGCCACCCGCGACUCGCCCCCCAAGAAGGAAGACAUGAACCUUGUGGACUCCACCAAGUUCGCCGAAUACGAGACUGACCUCACCUUCGUGGGCUGUGUUGGCAUGCUGGACCCUCCCCGCAAGGAAGUGACAGGAUCCAUCCAGCUGUGCCGCGCUGCCGGCAUCCGUGUCAUCAUGAUCACCGGCGAUAACAAGGGCACAGCGGUGGCUAUCUGUCGCCGUAUCGGGAUCUUUGGGGAGGAUGAAGAGGUAACGGGCCGCGCCUACACGGGCCGCGAAUUCGAUGACCUCCCCCCCGCGGAGCAGAGAGAGGCCGUAAAGAGAGCGUCCUGCUACGCCAGAGUGGAGCCGUCCCACAAAUCCAAGAUCGUAGAGUUCCUGCAGUCCUUCGACGAGAUCACCGCCAUGACGGGUGAUGGAGUGAACGAUGCCCCUGCUCUGAAGAAGGCUGAGAUCGGUAUUGCGAUGGGCUCCGGCACAGCCGUGGCAAAGUCAGCCUCCGAGAUGGUGCUGGCCGAUGAUAACUUCUCCUCCAUCGUGGCUGCCGUGGAGGAAGGCAGAGCCAUCUACAACAACAUGAAGCAAUUCAUCAGAUACCUCAUCUCAUCCAACGUGGGGGAGGUGGUGUGUAUCUUCCUCACAGCUGCUCUCGGACUCCCCGAGGCUCUGAUCCCCGUUCAGCUGCUCUGGGUGAACCUCGUAACGGACGGCCUCCCCGCCACGGCCCUCGGGUUCAACCCCCCCGACCUGGACAUCAUGGGCAAGCCCCCCCGCAGCGCCAAGGAGCCCCUCAUCUCUGGCUGGCUGUUCUUCAGAUACCUGGCCAUUGGAGCCUAUGUCGGUGCUGCCACUGUUGGAGCCGCUGCCUGGUGGUUCAUGUACUCUGACGAUGGCCCCGAAGUCACCUACUACCAGCUGUCUCACUUCAUGCAGUGCACAGAGGAUAACCCUGAUUUCGAGGGUGUGGCGUGCAAGGUGUUUGAGUCUCCCGCUCCCAUGACGAUGGCUCUGUCUGUGCUGGUCACCAUCGAGAUGUGCAACGCCCUCAACAGCCUCUCUGAGAACCAGUCUCUGGUCAGGAUGCCUCCCUGGGUUAACUGCUGGCUGUUGGGCUCGAUCUGCCUCUCCAUGUCUCUGCACUUCCUCAUUCUCUACGUCGACCCCCUGCCCAUGAUUUUCAAGCUGACUGAUCUCUCAUUGACUCAGUGGAUUGUGGUUUUGAAGAUUUCCCUGCCAGUUAUUGGCUUAGAUGAGGUGCUCAAAUUCGUGGCUCGUAACUACCUGGAACCAUAAACCUCUCUCCAUGCCUUCUCCUCAUCCCUGUCUAAAAAACAGAGAAAGACGAGAAUUUAGCGAUGAAGAAAUGGCAAUAAAAAAAGACAAAAGCAGAAGAGAAAAAUAAAUCAACUUUAAAAAAACAGACGACAAACCUGAGAAAAAAAAGAAUAACUAAAAAAAAAAAAAAAAAAAAAUGGAGAGAGCGUCGAGAGACACUCACUCCAGCGGCGACAGCAGCUCGCCGGCGAAUAAUAUUUAAGAAUAAUAACGAUAGCAAUAACAGAAAUGGUUUUAUUAAAUAGUAAUGUUGGAGAAGUGACGACACCAGCAAUAAUAACUUAAACUAUAUGAAGUAUAUUACACGAUAAGGUGUAUCAAAAAUAAGUGAUGAAAUAAAAAAUAUAUAACAGAC
Molecule: messenger RNA, 3479 nt
Organism: Acipenser ruthenus (sterlet)
Lineage: Eukaryota; Metazoa; Chordata; Actinopteri; Acipenseriformes; Acipenseridae
Product: sarcoplasmic/endoplasmic reticulum calcium ATPase 1
Exons: 23
Coding region: 98-3082 (994 amino acids)
Biological process (GO): intracellular calcium ion homeostasis; calcium ion transmembrane transport
Cellular component (GO): membrane
Molecular function (GO): ATP binding; ATP hydrolysis activity; P-type calcium transporter activity
Source: RefSeq, a predicted model, not a curated record